UCUGCCAUCACACCUUCUGCUGUCAUCCCUUUUCCAGGAAAGUUAAGACAUUUUCCUGGAAUUAUUGUCCUCAUUGGUCCUAUUUCUUCGCUGGUUUCUUCAGAGGCUGAAUCCAGAACUCUACUCCCGAAUUUUUGCAAAAUCUGUGAUCACAAGAUUUUCCUUGUUCCACGCAAAAUUUCCCCUCCUUACGACUGAUUUCGUGGGGAUUUGAUGGGCCAAACGCAAUCGAAGGACGAGCUUCUUUACCAGCAAAUCAGUUAUGGGAACAUCGAAGGAAUCAAAGCCCUUCAUAGGGAGGGAGCAGGAUUAGAGUGGGUGGACAGAGAGGGAAAGACGCCUUUGAUCGUUGCUUGUAUGAACCCUGAGCUGUAUGAUGUCGCCAAAAUAUUGAUUGAACUUGGUGCCAAUGUCAAUGCAUACCGUCCGGGACGGCAUGCUGGCACUCCAUUGCAUCAUGCAGCUAAAAGAGGCCUUGAGAGUAUUGUGAAGUUGCUCCUUUUGCAUGGAGCUAAUGCAUUGUUCAUGAAUGAUGAUUGCCAAACUGCUCUUGAUGUUGCCAGGGCCAAGGGCCACGGCAAUGUUGUUCAUGCUAUUGAGAGUCAUCUCUGCUUGUUCUCUGGUUGGCUGCGGGAGUUCCAUGGACCUGGAUUCCUAGAAGUAGUAGCUCCACAGCUAGUAUCUAAGAAAGUUUGGGUGGUUGUUUUACCAGUUGGCUCUCGGAAUCUUACCAGACCCUACAAGCUGGAGCUUGCCAUAUAUUCUAGUAUGCAGGAUGCACAACCACGGACAGUUAUUGCUCUUUGGAAGGCCAACUUAGAUGAACCAAAGCUACACCAGUCAGAUCCUUCAGUGACUAUCGCUGAUCUCACUACAAAAACACGUAUUAAACUUGCACCUGCAAGUGAGAGUGACAAGCAACAACUUAAGUGGUUUUCUGAUGCAUGCAAAGGAAUUCCACAGGAAAGUCCGGCAUUUUUGCAGGGUAACAUUAGAACAGCUCCUCCCUCAGCGCCACCAGCUGCAGAAGAUCUAGAGAUGGCUGCUGCUAUCAGAGCAUCUAUGCAGUCUGCCGUGCACGAGAGGCCAUCCCUUGCAAAUACCCUGCCAAACUUUGGAGCAAGCUCGUCAAGUGGAGAAACUACAAACAUGCAUGGUUCAAUCAGCACGUCAAAUCCGAAGACAAGUGGUAGUUUGCCUGCAAAUGAAGUUGCACUGGGUAGCAAUUCAAGUGAGCCCAUCGAUGAUGAUGAGCCUGUUUCUCAAAGCUCUGGUGGUUUAGAUUUGAUUCCAUCAGCUCCUCCAAUUGCGGAUGAGUAUCCAGUUAAUGGCCCCAUUCAUUACCCCUCAAUUGAUGUAAGCCCUGUUGAAAUAUCAUCUUCAGCCGCAGAGAAGCCACCUGAAGAUGAAAAGAUUGCCGCGGGGAGUGGUUCUUCUUGUGUGAUCUGUUUAGAUGCUCCGGCCGAGGGUGUAUGCAUACCCUGUGGCCAUGUUGCCGGAUGCAUGUCUUGCUUGAAUGAGGUCAAAGCAAAGAAAUGGGGUUGCCCGGUUUGUCGAGCAAAGAUCGAUCAGGUGAUAAAGAUAUAUCACGUUUAAGACAAUGUUAAUAUGGCCCUGCCUGUUUUACGUUUUGAAAAUGACAGAAAAGUAUAGAGAGCCCACUUUGGGUCUUUGUGAAUAUCCUAUCAUCAAAUUUUUUUUUUGGUACAAUCCUAUCAUCAUGUUACGUAUUGUGAUUCUGUGAGUCUGAUUUACAAAGUGUACCGUAUGGAUUUUGUUCAUUUGUGAUAUAUAUAUAUAUAUAUAUAUCUAUAU
Messenger RNA from Neltuma alba, 1815 nucleotides. Its product is annotated as putative E3 ubiquitin-protein ligase XBAT35. The record is from RefSeq and is a predicted model, not a curated record. The transcript has 9 exons. Lineage: Eukaryota; Viridiplantae; Streptophyta; Magnoliopsida; Fabales; Fabaceae. Gene Ontology annotation, molecular function: protein binding. The coding region runs from base 214 to 1596 and encodes 460 amino acids.